Molecule: messenger RNA, 1173 nt
Organism: Trichoderma atroviride IMI 206040
Lineage: Eukaryota; Fungi; Ascomycota; Sordariomycetes; Hypocreales; Hypocreaceae
Source: RefSeq, a predicted model, not a curated record
AUGGCCAACAUAGACAUGUCAAAGAUCAUCAAGCCCUGGAAGCUAGAUGCCCAUCCUACAUAUACUUUCAUCAAUGCCAAGCUCAUCGACCCCGUCAAGGAGCAAGUGGUAGAAAACGUCACAAUCAAAACAUCCGGAGGAAAGAUUGUCUCCAUUGACACUACCGAAAGCGCAACUCCCACUCCCGCCGACGGAGACAUCACCAUUGAUCUCAAAGGCAAGCAUGUAUGUCCCGGGCUCAUUGACUGCCACGUGCAUAUCGCCGUAGUCCCCGGCGAGGCGAGUUUAAGUUCAUACAGGGACAUGACCGAGAAGAUAAGCCUCAUUCGCCAGCCCUGGGUCUUGAAACCGAUGCUUGAUCGAGGAUUCACGUCCGUCCGCGACUGCGGUGGUGCCUCACUAGCCAUGAAGGAGGCUGUUGAAGAAGGCGUUUGUCUCGGCCCUCGACUCUUCAUAGCUGGAUAUGCGCUUUCUCAGACUGGCGGCCACGGCGACAUGAGGUCUUCUCACGACCAGAGCCCUUGCUCUUGCGGCGCCGUCUCUGAAAUCAGUCGUAUCGUGGACGGAACAUCAGAAUGCUUCAGAGUUGCUCGUGAUGAGCUGCGCCAAGGAGCCGACUUUAUCAAGAUCAUGGGCGGCGGAGGCAUUGCAAGUGCUACGGAUAAAGUUGAGAACCUCCAGUUUUCAGACGAGGAGAUCAAAGCCAUUGUUACCGCGGCAAAGAACAACGGCACAUAUGUCACCAGCCACAGCUACACACCUCAAGCCAUUCAACAGGCAAUCCGCCAAGGCGUGAGGGGCAUCGAGCACGGCAACCUCCUCGACGCAGAGACGGCCAAGCUCAUGGCCGAAACGGGCACAUUCCUCACACCCACGUUAAUCACACACGUCAUGUCCAAGCAGCUCAAUUUCCUACCGCCGGUAUCAGCAGCCAAGAACGAGGACGUCUUGAAAAGGGGCCUCGAAGCUAUCAAGAUUGCGGGCGAUGCCGGCGUGACGGUGUGCUUUGGCACCGAUCUCUUGGGACCGCUGCAUUUUGCCCAGAGCAAGGAGUUCUCGGUGCGAAGCCAGGUGCAGACGUCGGGUCAGAUUCUUCGCAGUGCGACUGUAAACGCGGCGAAGCUGCUCAUGAAGGAGGAUGAAUUGGGACAUUACGCUGUUGGAUCGCUCUGA